AAGCAUCAGAAACCGUCGCCUUUUGUCCCUUUCCCCUCCCUAUUAUCCGUACGUCAAAAAAUAAAUUAAAAUAAAGGGGCAAAAAGAUUCUAAAAUUAAGGGCUCUAUAUAAAGGGAGGCGAGGACGCAAGCGAGAAGAGCUUAAUCUCGGAUAAACUCUUUUGCGGAGGAAAACAUGUGCGGAGGAGCGAUCAUCUCCGAUUUCGUAACCUAUAGGAACAUGGACGGCCGAGAUCUCCCGUCGCGGGAUCUCUCGCCGUUGGAUUCUCCGGCUACCGAUGACUCUAACAACCCUAACCCUAUAGGAGGUGAAAGGACGAAAAAGGCCCUAGAGGGGGAGGGGGAGGAGGCGUCGAGAGGGAGGAGGAAGAGCGCGUACCGGGGGAUACGGCGGCGCCCGUGGGGGAAGUGGGCGGCGGAGAUCCGGGACCCGAGGAAGGGGAUGAGGGUGUGGCUGGGGACGUACAGCACGGCGGAGGACGCGGCGAGGGCGUACGACGCGGCGGCGCGCGAGAUCCGAGGGAGCAAGGCGAAGCUCAACUUCCCCAUCUCCGGCGACGGCGAUCGGAGGGAGGAGGCGGCGCCGCCGCCGCCGCCGCCGAGGAAGCGCCACCGCGCCACCGCCGCGGAGGAGGACGAGGAGGAGGAGGGGAGGAGCUCGGUGUCGUCGGAGGCGGCGACGACGACGACGACGACGACGGGGGCUUUGGAUUGGGGAAUAAAGGAGCGGAUCUCGAGAUUGGAGACGUUUCUGGAACUCGAUAAUGAAAUGGGAGCGGGGACCGGUACGGUCGAGUAUUUGAAGGCGUGGGAUGACGUCAGCUUCGCCUGAUCUGAUGAUCGUUGAUGGGCGGCUGAGAUGCGACGAUGGGGUUAUUGUCGGUUUCAUCGCUAAUCACGGAUUCGCUUAUGUUUUGGGUUUCUUAAGUGUGAUUUCUAGGGGGAGUAGGCGAUAAUAAUAAUAAUUAAUUAAUCUUAGUAAAUUAGCAAGCUUCGGCGCGCGCGUGCCUGGGAGACUGCGCCGCGCCGGGCAUCGGUGCACGUGACAGCGGCGUUCCCCUGCACUUCUAUUUCCUGGUCAAUGUGCAUAGUACUUUCCAUUUUCCGUUUCGAGAAAAGGGCUUUUUUUUUUUUUGUUAAAUGAAAAAUCCGUUAAUUUGAGUU
Molecule: messenger RNA, 1164 nt
Organism: Ananas comosus (pineapple)
Lineage: Eukaryota; Viridiplantae; Streptophyta; Magnoliopsida; Poales; Bromeliaceae
Product: ethylene-responsive transcription factor RAP2-3-like
Exons: 2
Coding region: 176-832 (218 amino acids)
Biological process (GO): ethylene-activated signaling pathway; regulation of DNA-templated transcription
Molecular function (GO): DNA binding; DNA-binding transcription factor activity
Source: RefSeq, a predicted model, not a curated record